Molecule: messenger RNA, 2333 nt
Organism: Ceratotherium simum simum (southern white rhinoceros)
Lineage: Eukaryota; Metazoa; Chordata; Mammalia; Perissodactyla; Rhinocerotidae
Source: RefSeq, a predicted model, not a curated record
UGAACCCCCUUCGUGUCUCCCACAGUGAACAUCGUCCUCACUGGGCGGCUCAGCAGCGCGGUUCCUGCCUUGGCUGCCUGCAGCGGGAAGCUGGAGCAGCACACAGAGCGGCGCGGCGUCAUCUACAGCCCGGCCUGGCCCCUCAACUACCCGCCCGGCACCAACUGUAGCUGGUACAUCCAGGGCGACCGUGGGGACAUGAUCACCAUCAGCUUCCGCAACUUUGACGUGGAGGAGUCUCACCAGUGCUCCCUGGACUGGCUCAUGCUGGGCCCCGCGGCCCCGCCCCACCAGGAGGCCUUCCGGCUGUGCGGCUCCGCCAUCCCGCCCGCAUUCAUCUCUGCCCGGGACCACGUCUGGAUCUUCUUCCACUCCGACGCCUCCAGCUCCGGCCAGGCCCAGGGCUUCCGUCUCUCAUACAUCCGAGGGAAGCUGGGCCAGGCCUCUUGCCAGGCAGACGAGUUCCGUUGUGACAACGGCAAGUGCCUGCCGGGCCCCUGGCAGUGCAACACCGUGGAUGAGUGUGGCGAUGGCUCUGAUGAGGGCAACUGCUCGGCACCUGCCUCUGAGCCACCGGGCAGCCUGUGCCCUGGGGGCACCUUCCCCUGCAGCGGAGCGCGCUCCACGCGCUGCCUGCCUGUGGAGCGGCGCUGUGACGGCACGCAGGACUGCGGCGACGGCUCCGAUGAGGCUGGCUGCCCCGACCUGGCGUGCGGCCGGCGGCUGGGCAGCUUCUAUGGCUCCUUUGCCUCCCCAGACCUGUUUGGAGCGGCCCGCGGGCCCUCAGACCUCCACUGCACGUGGCUGGUGGACACGCAGGACCCGCGGCGCGUGCUGCUGCAGCUGGAGCUGCGGCUGGGUUACGACGACUACGUGCAGGUGUACGAGGGCCUGGGCGAGCGGGGGGACCGCCUGCUGCAGACGCUCUCCUACCGCAGCAACCACCGGCCCGUGAGCCUUGAGGCCGCCCAGGGCCGCCUCACUGUGGCCUACCACGCCCGUGCCCGCAGCGCCGGCCACGGCUUCAACGCCACCUACCAGGUCAAGGGCUACUGCCUCCCAUGGGAGCAGCCGUGCGGGAGCAGCGGCGAGGGUGAUGAGGGUGACCCGGGCGAGCAGGGCUGCUUCUCGGAGCCCCAGCGCUGUGACGGCUGGUGGCACUGCGCCAGUGGCCGUGAUGAGCAGGGCUGCCCCGCCUGCCCGCCUGACCAGUACCCCUGCGAGGGUGGCAGCGGCCUGUGCUACGCGCCUGCCGACCGCUGCAACAACCAGAAGAGCUGCCCCGACGGCGCCGACGAGAAGAACUGCUUCUCCUGCCAGCCUGGCACCUUCCACUGUGGCACCAACCUGUGCAUUUUUGAGACGUGGCGCUGCGACGGCCAGGAGGACUGCCAAGAUGGCAGCGACGAGCACGGCUGCCUGGCAGCGGUUCCCCGCAAGGUCAUCACGGCCGCCCUCAUCGGUAGCCUUGUCUGCGGCCUGCUGCUCGUCAUCGCCCUGGGCUGCGCCUUCAAGCUCUACUCGCUGCGCACGCAGGAGUACAGGGCCUUCGAGACCCAGAUGACGCGCCUAGAGGCUGAGUUUGUGCGGCGGGAGGCUCCCCCGUCCUACGGGCAGCUCAUCGCGCAGGGCCUCAUUCCACCCGUGGAGGACUUUCCCGUCUACAGCGCUUCCCAGGUCUCGGUGCUACAGAACCUGCGCACGGCCAUGCGGCGACAGAUGCGCCGGCAUGCCUCCCGCCGCGGGCCCUCCCGCCGCCGCCUCGGCCGCCUGUGGAACCGGCUCUUUCACCGGCCGCGGGCACCGCGCGGCCAGAUCCCGCUGCUGGCCGCUGCGCGGACCUCACAGACGGUGCUGGGCGAUGGGCUCCUCCGGCCGGCACUGGGGGCCGCCCCGGACCCCCCGGCACCCCUCACGGACACGGGCAGCCCCAGAGCAGCUGGGGACAGGCCCCCCAGUGUCCCCUGCCAUGCACCAGAGGUGGGACCUUCCGAGCUGCCCCCCUCAGGCCUGCGGGACCCGGAGUGCAGGCCAAUGGACAAGGACAGAAGGGCCUGCAGGGACACUCUGGUGGACAGCCCAGCCCCUGUGGACACGCCUUGGGAGCCCUGCUCGGCCCAGGACCCUCACUCUCUGGCCUCCUCGGCCAGCAGCACCCUAGGCCCCCACCCGCCAGAGCCACUGGGUAUCUGCGGGAGCCCCCCGCCACCCUGCUCCCCAGCGUUGGAGGCCAGUGAUGACGAGGCCCUGCUGGUGUGCUGACCUGCUGGACACGCUGGCGACCGCCACAGCCCCGCUUUGUAACCAGGGAAUACACAGUCGUUCCUGCCCUG